Messenger RNA from Chelonoidis abingdonii (Abingdon island giant tortoise), 2130 nucleotides. NCBI's taxonomy places the organism in Eukaryota, Metazoa, Chordata, Testudines, Testudinidae. The record is from RefSeq and is a predicted model, not a curated record.
AUGUUCACAAACGUAGAAGUUACUGGAACUCCUUAUAUAGAUCUGAAGAAUAACUUGAUUAGCACUAUUGAGCCUGGAGCCUUCCAUGGACUUUCAGAACUGAAGCGCUUGGAUCUUUCCAAUAAUAGAAUUGGAUGUCUGACCCCAGAAAUAUUUGUGGGCCUUAACAAUCUUCACAAAUUGAAUUUAUCAGGGAAUAUUUUUUCAAGUCUCAUGAAUGGACUUUUUUCUGAGCUAUUAGCUCUGAAAGCCUUACAUUUCAACACUGAUUCGCUCAUCUGUGACUGUAAUCUAAAAUGGGUUUUGCAGUGGGCUAGAAAUGCUUCAGUUCGAAUAGCAGAAGAAACAGUUUGUGCUUAUCCCAGUACUUUUCGAGGACUGGCAUUUCAUAACCUGAAGGAAAACCAGCUGAUAUGUGCUGGACCUUUGGAACUGCCUCUUUUUGAACUGAUACCAUCACAAAGGCAGGUGGUUUUUCAUGGAGACCGCUUGCCAUUUCAGUGCACUGCAACAUAUGUUGACAACACUACCCAAGUACACUGGUACCAUGAUGGUCUUCUUAUUGAAACUGAUGAAGAGAGUGGCAUAUUUGUGGAGGACAGCAUAAUACACGACUGCUGUUUAAUUACACGUGAGCUUAUCUUGUCCAACAUUGACAUUGAUGCAACUGGAGAUUGGGAGUGUCUGAUCAACAACUCCUAUGGAACCAGUACUAAGCACGUAGAAAUUGUGGUAUUAGAAACAGCAGCACCCUACUGCCCUGAGGAAAGAAUAAUUAAUAAUAAAGGAGAUUUCAGAUGGCCCAAAACUCUAGCUGGGAUAACUGCUUAUCGCCCCUGUCUUCACUAUUCAUCUAGCUCCAUUUCUCUCCACAAUGGAGCAGAAGAGUCAAAGGCAUGGCGUAAAUGUAACCGGACGGGACGCUGGGCAGAUGAAAACUAUUCUGAAUGUCCAUAUUCACAAGAAGUAACUCAAGUCCUUCAUGCUUUUAGUCAGAUGCACGUCAACGCCACCAAUGCUCUUGAAUUUUCCCGCCAACUUACAGCCUACACAAGAGGUGCUUCCAACUUUGCAGAUAAGAUGGAUAUUAUAUAUUUGGCUUAUAUAAUGGAAAAGUUAAUAGUCAUCGCGGAUGAAGUCAAAGAUCUUGGAGAUGCUAUAAUUGAAAUUGCCAGCAACAUAAUGUUGGUAGAUGACCAUGUGUUGUGGAUGGCCCAGAAUGAAAACAAAGCCUGUACCAGGAUUGUACAAUGUGUGGCACACAUUACAAAUCAGGCACUGACCAGCCAUACUCAGGUUAUAUCAAAGAUUUCCCUUAAUAUUGCUCUGGAGGCCUUUAUGAUCAAGCCAUCUAGCUUCAUAGGAAUGACUUGCACUGCCUUCCAGAAAAUAUCUGAAAAUUCAGACAGGUCCCUGAUCCAUGAUGUGGGGAACUGGGAAGCAGAUUAUCACCCAGACGAACAUUUGAAUUUUAAGUGCAACGAUGGCAGUCUCAGUGGUUCUUUCAUGAAUUUUUCUACCAAAGUCAGUUCCCAGACUCGCACUGGCAGCACGUUUGAAGAGGAAGGUGACCAGUUCUCUGUGCGGAAACAGAGUGGUUCAGACUAUUUAGAGAGACUGGACGAGCACAAUCCUCGGGCCAGAUGCGCUGCAUCAAGGUACACCAUCCAUUCCCUUGUACUCUCACCUGGAACAUUUCUCAUCCUUAAGUCACCAGCUUUUGACCCAAUGGAGCUAAUUGUUCUCAGUACUCAGCAUGAAUUAGCUCUGAGCCUGCACAUUUAUCCUUCUGGACAGCUGCUCUCAACACAGAGUAACUCAGACAAAUAUCCAUUGGAAGGGAUUUCUUUGCAAGUCUCCACAGAGAUCUGGGCCUUGUGCUUGACGUUUUUUGCAACACCUGUGGUAUUGAUGAAAACUUCUGGUAUAGAGAUGCUGUUGCUGGACCAUAAUAACAGACCUGAGGCAGUUACAGUCUGGGGGAAAAAUCCAGAUUUGGUGGAGAAAGGAGGAGAUUUUGUAUUUGAGAAUGACUGCUUGAGGCAUGGAUCCUUUAAGGAAGUGGAGCCAGGAGAAGGGGCCCCAAUGGAGGGUAAUGAGGAAGAGAAGCCUAAAGAGGGUUACCAGUAA